This is a messenger RNA of Acanthisitta chloris (rifleman), 1031 nucleotides long. RefSeq names its product chitobiase, di-N-acetyl- (gene CTBS). Gene Ontology annotation, cellular component: extracellular region. The annotation marks the transcript as partial. The record is from RefSeq and is a predicted model, not a curated record. Lineage: Eukaryota; Metazoa; Chordata; Aves; Passeriformes; Acanthisittidae. Gene Ontology annotation, biological process: chitin catabolic process; carbohydrate metabolic process. Gene Ontology annotation, molecular function: chitin binding; chitinase activity. The transcript has 6 exons.
GUCUUUGUCUUUGAUGUGGGAAGGGAAGACUGGAAAUCCUACGACUGGUCAAAAAUUACCACUGUGGCAGCUUUCGGAAAGUACGAUCCCGAGCUCAUGUGCUAUGCCCACUCGAAAGGUUCUAGGAUUGUACUGAAAGGUGAUGUACCUCUCAAAGAAAUUGUUGAUCCUGCUAAAAGAGCAGCAUGGAUAUCCCAACAGGUGGACCUGGCAAAAAAACAGUAUAUGGAUGGGAUUAACAUAGAUAUAGAGCAAGAGGUUAAUGAAACCUCCCCUGAGUAUUAUGCAUUGACAGAGCUUGUUAAAGAAACUACAGAUGCUUUUCACAGAGAAAUACCAGGAUCACAGGUAACAUUUGAUGUGGCUUGGUCUCCGGCAUGCAUUGAUAGAAGGUGCUACAACUACACUGGGAUUGCAGAUGCCUGUGACUUCUUAUUUGUGAUGUCAUAUGAUGAACAGAGCCAGAUCUGGACAGACUGUAUUGCAAAAGCCAAUGCUCCUUACCUGCAGACUUUAGUUGGCUAUGAAGAGUACAUUUCUAUGGGUAUUGACCCUAAGAAGCUUGUGAUGGGUGUCCCCUGGUAUGGCUAUGACUAUGUCUGCCAAAACCUAUCUACGGAUCAUGUUUGUUCCCUUUCCAAAGUGCCAUUCCGUGGGGCUCCUUGCAGUGAUGCUGCAGGGAAGCAGGUCCCCUAUGGAACAAUCAUGAAACAGGUGAACAGUUCUCUGUCAGGGGUGCUGUGGGAUGAGGUACAGAAGUCUCCAUUUUAUGAAUACAAGGAUUCUCUUGGUCACUUGCACCAAGUAUGGUAUGACGACCCUCGCAGCAUCUCGCUAAAAGCAGCAUACGUGAAGAAUCGAGGCUUAAGGGGCAUUGGCAUGUGGAAUGGAAAUAGUCUUGACUAUUCUGGGGAAGCUGUAGCACAACAACAAACUGAAGCAAUGUGGCAAGCUCUGACACCAUGAGAACUUUGUGAUUAAAACAAUGAAAAUUGGUAAUUAUUUAUUUUGGCUUACACUGUCACAGAUUU